Molecule: messenger RNA, 1425 nt
Organism: Hirsutella rhossiliensis
Lineage: Eukaryota; Fungi; Ascomycota; Sordariomycetes; Hypocreales; Ophiocordycipitaceae
Exons: 4
Coding region: 1-1425 (474 amino acids)
Source: RefSeq, a predicted model, not a curated record
AUGUCGCAACCCGAAUUUCCUCCUUUCGGCUCCUCCGCAUGUUCGAAAGGUUCUUCGGUUACCCAGGAACAGGCGAGUCUCCACGCCGAUGCCACCACAGCCGCUCAACAGCCCCAUUUUCAGGACGAUGGUGAGAACGACUUCGUGAUUUAUCAUGCCGACAGGGUCUCAUUCAGUACUGCAGGGGAGUCAAACAUUGACAGUGGGCGCAAUCCUAAGACGGAGAGUAUCGAAGAGACCAUCAGACCCCAGUCUAAGGACCUCUGUGGGUCAUUUAGACCUUCUUCUGAAGUACAACUCGAGAUCCCUACCGUCGUUUUCCAGACUAUUGUCUUUGGAAUCAUGCGAGGACUAGGCAAGGAGAUUGAAGGGAAUACCGAAGCAGCAGGCGAGUUUGCACAAAAGUGCUCGUCAGAACAAUCACACCUGGAUCUCCAGGCGAUUGCACAAUUUAUGGGACAGCUUGGAUCCCCAAGUACACUCGGAGGAGACCCCCCAUACCUGGUGGCCGAGUACAUAGAGAUUUCUUACAGGUACCGCCUUUACGAGAACGGCUGUUUUGAUCCCAUUGAGACGGAGGGCGCAUUUGUCUCAGCCCUUACCAAGAGAAUGGCCAUCCGGGGCUACGAGGUCCUAGACACCCUAGCUGACUGGGAGCGCUUCCUAGCCUCUAGCUGCACGCCAUGCGUUGUCCGGCUGCAGGGUUUAUCAAACAUACAGGAUGUCCACUCGAUGAAGGCGGGAGCCGUGAAACGAAUCAUUGUCGGCCCUUGUUUUCCACCGUAUCUGCAUUUUGCUUACUUUGGCUUUUACAAUAGAUUGGAAGGCAAGAACGAUGUUGAUGAUAGCCCCGACGCCCGAGUCCAGCCAAACCAGUUCUCCGAAUAUCACUUCAGGUUUGGGCCAGAACCGGCAAACGUUAGAUCCCGUGACGUUCCAAUGAGCCCGGGCAAAGAUCGAACCAUGUUCAAUAUGCCCAACAGGGACUUAGCUCCCGAACCAUUCUUGUCCUUCGCCAGGAGGGAGUUUCUAAAGCCACUAUGCAAAGCCGAGUUGAUUCAACUUAUUACUGCCAUGGGACGGAUGACGAGAUACCCUCAACGCGCUCACGAUGUAAUCCUCGACGGGCCUAUCCAAAACGACUAUCUCGAAGACUUUCAUAUAUUUCUCACCCAAGGCUACCCGACCAACGGACUCGAUGUAGUUGAUCAAGCAGUGCGUGCCACUCUCCGGCUGGUAGUCAUGGGCAAUCCCGGCGAUCCAGAAGUCAUGAAAAUCACCCAAGCGUCCACGCAGACAGGACAUCACCAACUAUCACAGCCAGUCGAUGAAACUUUGUCGGAUUAUAUGAAGUUGAGGCUGGAAGCAUGGUCUGGUUCCGAUCCAAUUCAUGCGAGAGCUAUGGCAAAGCUUCGCACGGUUUGA